This is a messenger RNA of Galeopterus variegatus (Sunda flying lemur), 1242 nucleotides long. RefSeq names its product craniofacial development protein 1 (gene CFDP1). The record is from RefSeq and is a predicted model, not a curated record. The coding region runs from base 129 to 1025 and encodes 298 amino acids. Lineage: Eukaryota; Metazoa; Chordata; Mammalia; Dermoptera; Cynocephalidae. The transcript has 7 exons.
CUCUGCGCAUGUGCAGACGCUGACGGGGACGCCCUAGCUGUCGUCGCACCUCUAUGGUCUCUCCCUAGAGCUUUGCUGUUGGAGGUAGCUGUGGUCUUGUGGGUUGGCCGGCCCCGAGCGGCAGCGACAUGGAGGAAUUCGACUCCGAAGACUUCUCCACCUCGGAGGAGGACGAGGACUACGUGCCGUCGGGUGGAGAGUAUAGUGAAGAUGAUGUAAAUGAAUUAGUGAAGGAAGAUGAAGUGGAUGGUGAAGAGCAGACACAGAAAACCAAAGGGAAAAAAAGAAAGGCUCAGAGCAUUCCAGCCAGGAAGAGGAAACAAGGUGGCCUGUCAGUAGAAGAGGAAGAGGAGGAUGUCAAGUCGGAAUCUGAAGGAAUUAGCAGUGAGGAGGAAGAUGAAUCUGCAGAGCAGGAAAAAGGCAAUGGGUCAGAGGAUGCAAGGAAAAAGAAGGAGGAUGAACUCUGGGCCAGCUUCCUCAAUGACGUGGGACCAAAGUCAAAAGUGCCCCUGAGUACACAAGUUAAGAGAGGAGAGGAGACUGAAGAGACAAGUUCAAGUAAAUUGUUGGUCAAAGCAGAAGAGCUAGAGAAACCUAAAGAAACAGAAAAAGUUAAAAUCACCAAGGUGUUUGAUUUUGCUGGUGAAGAAGUGAGAGUGACUAAGGAAGUGGAUGCUACAUCUAAAGAAGCCAAAUCCUUCUUCAAGCAAAAUGAGAAAGAAAAACCACAGGCUAAUGUCCCUUCAGCUCUGCCGUCACUCCCUGCUGGGUCAGGGUUAAAAAGAUCAAGUGGCAUGAGCAGCCUUUUGGGGAAAAUUGGAGCCAAGAAGCAGAAAAUGAGCACCCUAGAGAAGUCCAAAUUGGACUGGGAGAGCUUCAAGGAAGAAGAGGGGAUUGGUGAAGAACUCGCCAUCCAUAAUCGAGGGAAGGAGGGGUACAUUGAACGGAAAGCAUUUCUAGACCGAGUGGAUCACAGACAGUUUGAAAUUGAACGAGAUCUCAGGCUGAGCAAAAUGAAACCUUGACAUUAUGGGGAAUGUCAAUAGCAGCUUAAUCCUGUUUACAAUGUGAGCUUUUUGUGCAUCUGUGAAGUAUUUCCAGUGUUUCUCACCAACUGUUUCCCAGCAAGGUCUUUUUUCCUACAACGAAGUUCUGUGUAUCUUGAUUUCACAUGGUUUCAUUCAUUUUACUUUUAAAAGUUUGUCCUUAAAUAAAUAAGUAAAAUAAAAGUUGGUCCUAUGA